Thunnus maccoyii (southern bluefin tuna) is the source of this 2099-nucleotide messenger RNA. RefSeq names its product claudin-1. The record is from RefSeq and is a predicted model, not a curated record. Gene Ontology annotation, biological process: bicellular tight junction assembly; cell adhesion. The coding region runs from base 278 to 889 and encodes 203 amino acids. Gene Ontology annotation, cellular component: plasma membrane; bicellular tight junction. Lineage: Eukaryota; Metazoa; Chordata; Actinopteri; Scombriformes; Scombridae. Gene Ontology annotation, molecular function: structural molecule activity. The transcript is spliced from 4 exons.
AAUCGCUUACAGAGAACUCUUCCCAUCAUCCGUUUCAGGUGGAGUAGAGACCUCACAUGCGUCACGCGCCACAGACUUUAAAAAGAGGCUGCAGCGCAGAGCGAGUAUAACGGUCUGAGCCACUGCGAGAAGACACUUGGAGGAAGAUCACUUCACAUCAGGAACAACUGACUGUAAAGACGCCUAAUUUUUUUUUUACAUUUUUGGCCAUUUUUAGCCAAGUUCUCUGACUCUUUUUUUAUUCGUUUAACGCGUCCACUCCGCAUAACUGGAUACAAUGGCCAGCUCGGGACUGCAGCUCCUCGGUUUCCUCCUCUCACUGGUCGGUCUUGCUGCCACUGUCGCCGCUACUUUCAUGGUUGAAUGGAAGAAGCAGUCGCAGGGUAAGGCGCACAGAAUCUACGAGGGUUUAUGGAUGAGCUGCAGCGGCAACGAGAGAACCACCUGCGAGUUUCACGAGUCCCUCCUGAAACUGCCGACUGAGGUCCAGGCUGCCAGGGCGGUGAUGCUGCUCAGCAUCUUCCUCUCUGCUCUGGCGCUGAUGAUCUCCACCGUGGGGAUGAAGUGUACCCGCUUCAUGGACGGCAAGUCCGAGAGCAAAUCUACAACAGCUAUGAUCGGAGGAAUCAUGUUCAUCAUUUCAGGUUUAUUGACUCUCAUCAUAACCUCCAUCUAUGUCAAAAUGAUUGUUAAGAACUUCAAUGAAUCCCAUCGCCUGCAAAGCUUUGAGUUUGGGAAGGCAGUGUUUGUUAGCUGGGCUGGUGGCCUCCUCACUGUGGCCGGCGGUGCUUUCCUGAGCUGUCGGAGAUGCUCGCGGUCAUCGUCAUCUGAGUCCAUAAGCUCCAACCACCUCAUUUCCACCAGCCACCCCAAGUCCGACUAUGUCUAGUGGAGGAAAGUGAAGGAGGGGACAGCUGAGGCCUGAACACAGUCAGUCCAGAGGUGAACUUACAGACUGGAGCAGGUUGUGUUUCUAAGAUGAGAAAUAUGCAGCCAGUAAAUGGAUCAGGAUUACACACAGGACCAGGCUGUGUGUAAUGACUUUGAAUCUACUUUUUUUUUAAGCUUGUUGAUUUUUUAUUUUUACUUGUGACAUCUUGUGACUUGGGGUCCCAAAGGUCAGAGCAGUAUUUUUUUUUUCAUUCAGAGAAAUUAAAUUAAGGAUUCAAUGUUUAAGUUAUUCAAUUCAAUUCCUUAAUUUCGCUGAAAAUUAUAAAUGUCCAGUUUGCUCACAAUGAACGCGGUCAUCCUGUAUGAAAUCAUAAAUUUACUCUUCACAGUACUAAUCAAGAACACUUGUUUCAACAGUUUACAGACAUUAAAGGGAAAUUCUGAUAUUUUUCAACUUGGACCCUAUUUUCCCUUUUGGGUCUAAGUGACUAAUGGGGACAAAAAUUUUUGGAACUGGUCCAGUAUUCAGCCAGCAACCACGAAACGGGUAGCAAUGUAAUCCUUGGGGGCAACUGUACACGUCAAUAUACGUCCACUAAAAGUGUUUGUUUUUGGCACUGACAGGCUCAGAUUGUUGUUAUAAAUGUCUGAUAACAAAAGUAAACACAGGAAGUAGCCGUCUGUAGCAGCAUCAUGGCUUUUUAGUUUCCUUACAGUCCAACUGCGGUGGUAGUCAGUCUCAUACAUGUAAACAAAACAGCGUGCACGGAUGAAUAUGUGGGUGACUUACAUACAGUAAUUCCUAAGUUUUGAAAUCACGUUUUUCUUUGGAGCUGAGCGUUUGGUCCAGCCGGCCUCGUUCUUUUCAUCCAGUUGAUUCUGUGGAGGUGAAAAAGUCUCCAGGACGAGCUGAAGCGUUCUCACUCAGUGUUCUUUUAAGUUAGUUUUUUAAACACUGUAGAAAAUAUUUUUGUACUUUCACAGUAUAUUUUGCCAGACAAAUCAUUCCUUUUACCUCUUCAGUUUCACAUUGGUGUUGAUAUACAUAUAUAUUUGUUUAUGUUGUUAAUAUGAUCUCAGUUUAAUAUUUUCUGUCUUGUAACUUGUCAGGAUGUUUUAUUGUUUAUAUUACACACUGUAUGGCAGUUUGAAAGAUAAUGGUAUGUACAUUUUGAAAAGAAAAAAUAAAAUUAUUUUGUUUUCAUCAA